AUGGCUGGCAACAAUCUCCUCUCCCUAUUAGGAUGGACAUUCCUCCCCAACCUCGUCACCGGCUGGGUACAGUCUAUCUACUACGGCCUCACCAUCCGCGCCGGCGACCGCAAACCCGCUCCGAACUCGCCCCGAUACGCCGAGCACCGCCGUCGCAUCCACAUCCUAGUCGUGUCCCUGUAUCUGCUCUACACCAUCUACGAAGCCGACUACGAGCUGCGCCGUGCCUCUGACUACUAUGCCGACUUGGGCGUUCAGCUCUCCGCCUCCGAGCGCGACAUCAAGAGCCGCUUCCGCCGUCUCGCCGCAUUGCACCACCCGGACAAAGUCAUGAGCGGCGCUGGUGGGGGUGAUGCCGCCGACAGUGCCGAUUUCUUUAUGCACCUCAAAACGGCUUCGGACACCCUUGUUGACCCCGCGCGGCGCUUCGCCUAUGAGCGCUUUGGCCCGGAUAUUGUCGCCUGGAAACACUGCGUCACCAUACGCGACUACGUUGUCCGCGGGGUUCAGGUUCUGAUCCCCUACUAUGGCUUUGCCGCCGUCGCUAUGUACGUGUUAGGGCUGAUAGGUUACCUAGAAUGGGGGCGAUACUGGCGCUGGCUGACCCUAGUCACGCUGUGCGUCUUUGAGCUACACACCAUCACACGCCCCUCCUUUCCACCCUUCCUAAGCGGUAUUAUCAACCCGCUUCUAACCCGCUUCACUGACCAUCCCCCUUACCUACCCUUCCAAGCCAUCACCCUCGCUCGCAAGCUAAGUAUUACGCUAUACAUUGCCUUCUCGCAAAUAGGCCCGCUGCUACAGCCGCCGAGUCAGAGGGGAAUGAAGCCCGGCGAGGCGUCGGAGAAGGCAUUGCAGCAAAGCCUAGAUAAACUCGAGCAGACGGCUCGGAGUAUGGAUGUCGACGCGGCACGACUCAUGGAACUGGAGAUGGCCCCCUUUGCUGGCGAUCCCGAGGUAAUCGGUAGCAUGCGGUCGAAGUUAAAGGAAUGGCUCGUACAGAACACAAUCCGCGCGGAUCCCAUGGUGAAGGAUGCGUUAGGACGGUCGUUCCAAAAGCGACGGGUAGAUGCGCCUGCGGGGGCCAAGGGAAAUAGAUGA
Molecule: messenger RNA, 1101 nt
Organism: Daldinia loculata
Lineage: Eukaryota; Fungi; Ascomycota; Sordariomycetes; Xylariales; Hypoxylaceae
Exons: 2
Coding region: 1-1101 (366 amino acids)
Source: RefSeq, a predicted model, not a curated record